Messenger RNA from Pistacia vera, 1110 nucleotides. RefSeq lists its product as uncharacterized. Bases 310 to 648 code for a protein of 112 amino acids. The record is from RefSeq and is a predicted model, not a curated record. The transcript has 2 exons. NCBI's taxonomy places the organism in Eukaryota, Viridiplantae, Streptophyta, Magnoliopsida, Sapindales, Anacardiaceae.
AUCUUCCCACCAAAUUACAGUCAAACCCAUAUCAAAGAUUUUAUCUUUUUUGGUCUCUGUUUAUGUUUUGAAUCAUAGCCACAAUCUCAUCACCAUUCACCACUAAACCCAAUCAGUCUUUUCCUGGUCAAACCAAACCAAACUAAACUAAACCCACCCAGAUAAUCAAAAUUUUGCCUUUUUUUUUUUUGGUUUUUUUGUUUUUUUUGAUAAGGGAGGGUUUUCAAAGGACACCUGUCAAUCAGGAUCAAGAUCGAGAUAUAAAAACUUCUUUUUCUGAAUUGGGUUAGUUUACCAUUGCUUGAGGACAUGAAUUUUAGGAGCUUAGAUGAGUUUUGGGCUUUCUAUGUGAGCCAACACUCGAAAAAAAGUACAAGGCGUUGGCACUUUGUGGGAACACUCAGUAGUAUUAUCUUUUUGCUUUUCUCGAUAUUGUUUAAUUGGUGCUUUCUGGUGUGUGUGCCAAUCUUUGGUUAUGGAUUCGCCUGGUAUAGUCAUUUCUUUGUUGAAGGAAAUGUUCCGGCUACUUUUGGGCACCCGUUAUGGUCUCUUUUUUGUGAUUACAAGAUGUUUGGAUUGAUGCUUACAGGGAAUAUGGAUAGAGAAAUUAAGAGGCUCGGCAAGAGGCCUGUGUUGCAGGUCUUUUGAUCAUGAUACUUGCAUCCCCAAGAAACUUCUGCUUUACUUUGGGUGAGGGUGUUCAUCCGUAAGAAAGAAAUUUUGGGAAUAUAUGCCAUCAUCUUCCAACCUUGGAAGCAUUUAGAAGGAUAUUGAGUGGAUAGCAGAAUAUAUUCACCAAAGUGCAUGGUGACAUUGUCGGCGCGAGCAUACAAUCUGAUACUGUGAUAAGUAAUGAAAACAAGAUGUCUGUAAAUAGUUCAGAAUUUAGCCUUUGAAUUGUUCAUGUAUGAAUAACAUAUGGUUGCUUUCUGUAAACACCUUUUGGCUGAAGAGUGUUCUUAGGCGGGGAACUAUUCAUAUUUGUAUAUAGAGGAGGCAGAAAGGUUUCUCUUUAUCUGUUAUACUGAAUUAUAUACAACCGUACAACGAUUUAAAUGUAUUUGUGCUCCACCUAAUACAAAGAAUUAUGCUAUGUAUCCCAAAUGAAAA